AUGGGACAGCAAGCCGCCGGCUGCUGUGCAGAGCUGCAUGGAGCGACAAGCCAGCAGUCUGUUCCUGGGUCGCGGGCAAAGGUUGCCGUCCAUAGCGCAGUGGAAGAUGAGCCCAUGCAGACUUUUGACCUUGACGAAAGCGCACCCGAGAAGGCCGAUCGGCCAGCCCUUCCGUGUCAGGCUGGUUUGGCGGGUGCAGCUGUAGUUAGCCCGCAGUCCUCCUUGUCGGGAAGUCUCACGAGAUUGCACAGCAAAGACAGCCGGCUCGCGGGUGGCAGUCAGCUCGAGGUGGACGAAGACAUCAUUCGUGCGGUUUCGCUGUCAACUACUCUGAGGAGCUUUGGCAGGGCGUGGCGCGUAAAUCCCCAGCGUUUGAGCCCGAGCGAGCUGAACGGAUUGUGGGAUGCAUCGGAGGAGGCAGAUGGCAUAGAUAUUUUUCUGUCGCACACGUGGUCCACACCUGGGCAUCACAAAUACUUAUCUCUGUUGCUGAGCUCUUACUGGCACUAUGCUUUGGGGGGCUGGAGCAUUGCCGCGACGUUGGUGGGCCUUCUCUAUGCAGCACGUCUAUUGCCGUCGCUGCCAUUUCAAGUCAUUUUGCCGCAGGGUCCGGUGGUUGAUAUGGCACCGUGGAUACAUGUUGUCUCACCCUGGAUCGCACUGUGUGGUUUGAUGUGUGCUCCGUACAUCUCUUGCAGCUUCUCGUCGACGACCCGCUGCUUUUUGGAUGUGGCCUGUGUCAACCAAGCAGACGAACUCCAGCAAGAGCGAGGUAUUUAUGGGAUCGGAGGAUUCCUGGCUGUGUCUCGAGAGCUGCGUGUCUUGUGGAGUCCACCCUAUCUGUCGCGUUUAUGGUGCGUCUUUGAGAUCGCAGCAUUUCGCAAGGCCAACCCACUUGGAAAGUUGGUUUUCCAGCCGCUGUUUAUUGAGCGUGACAUCCUGGUAGUUUGGCUAUGCAUGUACUUGUUCACAAGCGCGCUGCUCUUUGUCAUCGCUUCUGGAGUUCGGGACGGAAACACUCCCUUCGCCUUCUUCUUCAGCAUUUGCUGCCUUGGCAUGCUCCCGGCAGUCCACUGCGUCCGGAAAGGCUACAGGGAGCAGGAGCAGAUAUCUCAGAGUCUCAGCGAGUUUGACGUGAGUGCACUGCAAUGCUUCAGCGACUUCGAUAAGCGCUUUAUCCACUCGGCCGUGAUGCAGUGGUACGGAAGCCUUGACGAAUUCAACGUAUUCGUUCGGGGUCCUCUGAAGGAGGAGAUCUUGCAGACGAUGCUGCUGAGUCGAGUGCCGUUUCACCUCAUCAUCCUGGCCAUGAGCCCAGCUGUGGGACUUCAGUUUGAUGUGCUGGCAGGUAUCCUAACGGCAGGGCUUUCCUUUGACUAUUGGGGUAGGUGGUUAUUUGGCCAAAUCCUGACAAUAGACAUGCUGACAGCAUGUGAGCUGAAGUGCUUCUUCUGGUUAUCGAAACGGUUUGCGAAGCCGCGCUUCUCCCAUCCAGGUAUGGAUUUUGGGCAGACUAUUUUGGUGGUGAUCCUGUUCGCUUGUUGCCUGCUUCCACUUGCAGCUGUGGGCAGGGCCUACCGGGGGAGUCUGAUCGAAGCGACACUCGUGUCUCUGGCGGCCUGUGCCGUUUUUUGUGCCACCUUUAUUUGCAUGCCCCGCCUCAAGGCGCUCGGCAAAGCAAGUUGA
Molecule: messenger RNA, 1686 nt
Organism: Symbiodinium sp. CCMP2592
Lineage: Eukaryota; Dinophyceae; Suessiales; Symbiodiniaceae
Source: the annotation of a GenBank genome assembly